CAUACAAAGGAGGGGGAUGAGAAGAUUAAGAUGCACACUCAUUCUUACUGUUGUCUAGACUAUGCACAGAUAUAUGAUGUGGUUAGGUACAGACUGCAUCGUAUGAAGAAAAAACUGAAAGAUGAAUUGGAAGACAAGAACACAGUUCAGGAAUAUAUAUGCCCCAAUUGCAAUAGAAGGUAUACUGCAUUGGAUGCCUGGCGGUUAAUUUCUAUGAUGGACGAAUAUUUUCACUGUGAAAUGUGUGAUGGGGAACUUGUGGGUGAGAGUGAUAAGCUUGUUGCUUAAGAAGGAGGAGAUGGAGAUGAUAAUGCAAGGAGGUGAAGGCGUGAAAAGUUAAAGGACAUGCUCCAAAAGAUGGA
Humulus lupulus (European hop) is the source of this 362-nucleotide messenger RNA. RefSeq lists its product as uncharacterized. The record is from RefSeq and is a predicted model, not a curated record. NCBI's taxonomy places the organism in Eukaryota, Viridiplantae, Streptophyta, Magnoliopsida, Rosales, Cannabaceae. Bases 31 to 288 code for a protein of 85 amino acids. The transcript is spliced from 3 exons. Gene Ontology annotation, biological process: transcription initiation at RNA polymerase II promoter; transcription open complex formation at RNA polymerase II promoter. Gene Ontology annotation, cellular component: transcription factor TFIIE complex.